Molecule: messenger RNA, 2714 nt
Organism: Neolamprologus brichardi
Lineage: Eukaryota; Metazoa; Chordata; Actinopteri; Cichliformes; Cichlidae
Source: RefSeq, a predicted model, not a curated record
ACCUGUUUUUAUUUGCACUUACGAGACAAAACUAGUAAUACAUGCUUUAGCCAUGUGUUACUAACUGAAGAUAUUGGUAGAAACAUAUAAUUUUGGACUAAACCGGACCUAUGGCGUGUGUGUAAAUAUAAUUGGCUGGAACAUGGAGUCUUCCACAGUUGCAAAGUGCAAAGCAAAGAAAAGGAAAAACAGCACCCACACAGCUCAGGAGGAGGCUAAGAGAUUCAAAACUGAACAGCGAGAUGAUGAGGUGCUGCAGUGUGGACCUGCCUCUUGCUUGCCAAGGGUUUCGGUAUUGCCUGACUGCCUUCAGCAACCGAUCGGCCUGAAUGAACUGACAGAGCUGCUGCAGUAUGCUGCUCUCGGGAAAACAGGUGGCAUCAAAAAGCCCAGUUGGUGCCGUCUCCGCCAUCACAGAAAGGUUACAGGUGUAAAUGUUGUGAUUGUGGAGGACCUGACACAGAAUCACUUUUACAAACACUACCUCUGUCUGCAGCACCUCAGGACCAGCUACACUUCUAGGGUCACCUUCACGCCAUCAUCUGUAGAUGUAGUAUCUGGAAUCUUGUCCAGUCAAGUUCCCAAACAGGACGGUUUGUCUGUCUCCAAACCAGAUGAGGAACUGCAGGAAGCGAUGAAGAACCACCCAAUCAUCACUAUGUUUGGGACCGAGAGGAGAGGACUAACAGCAUAUGUUCUCACAGAGGAGGAGAUGAUCAAGAAUAACUACCCUGUUAAAGGAAUGCCCGGCUUUGAGGAAUUUGUGUGUACAAACUGCGCUGACUGUGUGACUGACAGCAGCCCCCUCUUUGGAAUCGACUGUGAAAUGUGUGUAACAAAAGAUGGAAAAGAGCUAACUCGUGUUUCUCUGGUGGACGGUGAUGGGAAGUGUUUAAUGGAUGAGCUGGUGAAACCUCCGAACCACAUUCUCAACUACUGUACCAAAUUCUCUGGUAUCACACCUGUGAUGUUGCAACCAGUAACAACGACUCUGCAGGAUGUUCAAGGAAUGCUUAUUAGGAUUUUGCCACAUGAGGCAGUUCUGGUUGGCCAUUCUCUUGAACAUGACCUCAUAGCUUUGAAACUCAUCCACAAGCAUGUAAUUGACACGUCACUGCUGUACAAGAGGGAGUGUGGGCGAAGGUUUAAGCUCAAGGUUCUGACUGGGAUCAUACUGAAGAGGAAAAUACAAACAGAAGAUAUGUUGGGUCAUCAUCCAACUGAGGAUGCUCUGGCAGCCCUGGAGCUGGCCCAGUACUUUAUCAAAACAGGACCUCGCCAGGUUUUAGAGAUUCACUGGACGGCGCUGUGGAGAGAAACAAGAGAGGAGCCCUCAGAGAGUCACAGGUACAACAGUCUCUAUAUUGUUAGCGUGCAGCUCCAGGUGCUUAAAUCUUUCCGAAAUCUGAAAACGCAGCCGUUCUUCUCCGUCCUUCAGUUUUCCACCUUGUCAAACCAUCUGAAGAGUUACUUCCCUCGUCAGGAGCGGCACCAUCAGAUGACUUGCUCGAGACUUCAGGACAUGUGUGUAGUGUUUGCUGGGCCGUUCCCCACAGGCUUCUCUGACGGAGACGUGAAGCAGCUGUUUAGUUUCUGCGGAGCCGUUCGAAAAGUCAAGAUGUUGAACACAGUGGUCAGGGUACACGCAGAGAUUGAGUUUGAGUUGCUGGAGGGAGCGAUGCUGGCGGUAAAAACUCUGAAUGGCCUUAAUGUGCUCGGGCAGACUAUAAAGGUACAGAGGCCGGUGUGUGAGUCAAUGCUAGAUCUGGAUGUGACUCUUAAAGCACUGAUGGGUGACGCUCUGAAUGCUCGUCACCUCUACGCUGUUAAAAUGAACCACAGUAUGACUGAGUGCAUCAGCACUUCCACAAAAGUUAAUGGGCAUGUGUCAGAUGCUGAAUGCUUAGAUGUCACUCCUGUGAAAACAGUAAACGGGCUACUUCCUGCUAAAAUAAACAAAUGGUUGCAUCUCAGUACCUCUAAAUCUGAACUGUGUGAGGAGUCAGUCAGAGAGACAUUUGGCCACUUUGGCACAGUGAAGAGAGUCAUCCUAUCUGCCAAGCCUAAAGAAUCCACAGGACGUGCACGCAUAGUGUUUGUGAAUUCAGAGGACAGACGCGCAGCGCUCAACUCUUCUGAGGAUCUGUGGAAGAAGAACUACCUCAUCUGUCCAUCGCUGACGCCGGUCCAUUUGCCUUCAUGGGUUGGAGCGGAGAUUAAGGCGACAACCCACAGGCACAGCAGCGCUCAGGAACAGCAAAUGGAUGUCGUGAUGAGGAAGCUAGACCGCUGCCUGCAGAAGCUCUUCAGAUUCCUCCCGGCUGGCACCUUGUCUGUUGUUGUUUUGCUCGGACACGCCAGCACAAAUGGUCACCUUCCUGGCUUGUGUCUAAUGGAAGUCAAGCAAGAUUGUUGAGGAGAUGGAGCUGUCGGCUCCAGGAUGCCUGAACCUGUGUCACCUGGAUCAAAUGAAAUCUGUUCAGUAAAGUGAAACCUGAAGGCGUUGGGUUUUACUGAGACUUGCUCUACCUCAGGAAUUGCUUUUUUAGUUUUGUGUAAUGGGGCAAGUUUUUUUUAUGGCCUUGAAAUAAUCAAAGCUGCAAACUAAGAUUUGCCUUUAGUGUGUGGAUCUAAAUUGAAGAACUCCCUAGCCUAAGGGUAUAAUAAAAAUAUGAUGGUUGUCAUUCCAUGAAUAAACAAUAUUUAUACAUUAA